AUGGCCAUUAUAAACUUCUUCAAAGGUCAUCCUUCCACCAACCUACUUCCAUCAAAAACUAUAGCAGAUACAUAUUCCAAAGUAUUAGUAAAUAAUUCAGAUUAUUUGGAGUAUGAUAAUGAUCCAAAUAAUCAACAUCCAUUAGCUUAUGGUACAGAUCCAGGAAAUUUAGAGAUUAGACAAACCAUAUCAGAUUGGGUAAACUCUAAAUACCAAUCAAACUAUUUGAAUGCAGAAUUGAUAAACCUAACUGCUGGUGCUUCAUAUGGAGUAGCUAAUGUUUUAGCAUCAACUACAUUACCUUCUAUUACUAAAAAAGCCUUUAUUGUAACUCCAACUUAUUUUUUAAUAAAUAGUUCAUUUGUUGAUGUGGGGUUAGGUGAUGAUUUAAUUGCAAUAAAUGAAACAGCAGGUGAAGAAUAUGAUAUAGAUUUGGUCAAAUUGAAGAAAGAAUUGAAAAAAUUUGGUAAAGAAGAUCAAACUGAGGUGAAUAUUAUUAAAAAUGAUCCAAGAGGUGAAAGAAAGGUUUAUCAAUUUGUGUUAUAUUUAGUCCCUACUUUUUCAAACCCUGGAGGUAUAACAUAUUCAGUCAAAACCAGAAAGAAAUUGAUUGAUUUAGCAAGAAAGUAUGAUUUGUUAAUUAUAAGUGAUGAUGUUUAUGAAUAUUUAGAUUAUGCAAAUACAGAGACAAUUACCAAGCCAAUUCCAAAAUUGAAUCAAUUAGAUCAAGAAACAAUAACAAAUAAAUAUGGAAAUACUAUAUCAAAUGCAACAUUCUCAAAAAUCAUAGCACCUGGAUUAAGAGUAGGUUGGCAAGAAUCAGCUACUUCUCAUUUAGUUAAACAAUUAAGUAUAACAGGAGCAAACAAAUCUGGAGGUACACCAUCACAAUUAUCUACUUUUAUAGUAAAUGAUCUCAUAAAAACAGGUCAAUUAGAUGAGAUAAUACUAAAGUUCAAAAAAAUUUACAAAGAAAGAGCCCAAACACUUAAAGAAUCCGUUAAAAAAUAUUUACCAAAAGGUACAAAAGUAUAUGGUGGAGAUGGCGGAUAUUUCCUUUGGGUUGAAUUGCCUAAUUUUGUAGAUAAUGAAAAAGUUAUUAAAGAAGUAUCUAAAAAGAAUGUGAUAUUAGCAAGUGGUGAACAUUUUGAAGUAUUAGGAGAAUCAAAUAAACAAAAUUGGGGUGAUCAUUGUAUAAGGUUAUGUAUUAGUUUUUUAUCAUCUUCAGAAAUUGAAAAGGGAAUUAAAUUAUGGGGAGAAACUAUUGAUGAAGUUAGUAAUUAA
Lodderomyces jiufengensis is the source of this 1284-nucleotide messenger RNA. RefSeq names its product 2-aminoadipate transaminase. The record is from RefSeq and is a predicted model, not a curated record. Bases 1 to 1284 code for a protein of 427 amino acids. Gene Ontology annotation, biological process: biosynthetic process. NCBI's taxonomy places the organism in Eukaryota, Fungi, Ascomycota, Pichiomycetes, Serinales, Debaryomycetaceae. The transcript has a single exon. Gene Ontology annotation, molecular function: L-2-aminoadipate:2-oxoglutarate transaminase activity; pyridoxal phosphate binding.